CAGCUCUUUUGUAGGGGAACAUUACUAGUGAAGGCAUACAACAAACCGUCCACGCGCUCAAUUAUUGAUCUGAGGAGAAUUGUUUCUGUCCUUGGUGCCAUUUUUAAACUGGAUUACCUAAUUUAUUUAUUUUUUAAAAUCUGAUUGUUUCCCAUUUUUAUUGUGUUAUGGAGACAUGCGCAUCGGCCCUCCCACUUUCUAUUCAGAGCAGUUUCGACACUCAACUUUCGCACAGUAGAAAGGUAGGCUGUCCGUUGACACACCUGAUGGACUUUAAGGUGGAAGCAGAGCGGAUUCUGCGUAGACAGUUCAUGGUCUACUGAGCCUGGAAGCCACCGUUUUCAACCAUGGGGCAUGUUCAGACGAUGAAGGGUGUUUUGAAAUGUUUAUUCUGCAUUCCUGUCGUGCUCUGUGUUUUCUACUUAAUAUCUCCAUCUUUACGAAUGUUACUAGGCCUUCUCCCUAUGGACAAAUGCACGUUGGAAAGUUCAAAGAUGCUGGUUUUUGACAACAGUGUGGACUCCAGCCUCGACCUUUGGUCCAGAUCUGACGUGCAAACAUGUACAUCUUGGAACGCUCCCAUCAUCUGGGAAGGGAUGUUUGACCCUGACCUCUACGACGAGGUGCACAAGAAGGAAGGAUCAUCUGUGGCUCUAACGGUGUUUGCUGUGGGCAGGUACCUGGAUGCUUACCUGAUGACCUUCCUAAACUCAUCAGAGCAUCACUUCAUGUUGGGAUUGCCCGUGACGUAUUACGUAUUUACGGAUGUGCCAGAGAAGGUGCCAGACAUCAAGCUCGCUCCUCAGAGAAGCAUAAAGGUCAUCAAAGUGGAGAAGAACUCCAGGUGGCAGGACAUCUCUAUGAUGCGAAUGAAAGCCAUAUCAGAUGCCAUCGGGUCGGAUAUUCGCCACCGCUGCUCGCAUGUCUUUUGCUUCGAUGUGGAUCAGGUGUUUACUGGCAGAUUCGGCUCGGAGGCUCUGGGAGAAUCUGUGGCUCUGCUCCACGCCCACUACUACCACCUCCCAAAGAGUUUGUUUACCUACGACCGCAACCCUAAGUCCCAGGCGUACAUGCAAACUGGGGAUUUCUACUACCAUGCUGCCAUCUUUGGAGGCUCGUGGAAGAGUGUAAAAGCGUUGACUGACGCCUGCUAUCAGAGCAUCAUGGAGGAUAAAGAGAAUAAUGUGGAGGCUCUGUGGCACGAUGAGAGUCAUCUCAACAAGUACAUGUGGAUUCACAAACCGAGCAGGGUGCUUUCUCCGGAGUACUGCUGGGACACAAGUAUCGACUACAGGAGAGACAUACAAGUCACCCGACUACUGUGGGCACCAAAAUAUUAUGAUACACUUCGCACACCUUAGUGCAAAAUUGCCUCCUAUAUUUAGUGAAAGACAUUACACUCUCAGGUUGUCGGGCUAGUGUGUUUGAUUUCCAAAUUUGAUUAUGGCUUCUUUCAUUGAUUGACUGCUGCAGCCUAGGUAAAUCUAUGGAAAUGUUGCCCUUGCUUCAUUGUCAGUGUGGUGAUUACAUACAAAUUGUAGACUGUCUGUGCUAGUUGAUAAGAUUUAUAUUUAUGUGGGAGUCAGUUUGUCAAAUUUCCCCACUGCGGGACUAAUAAAGGAUUAUCUUAUCUUUUA
Molecule: messenger RNA, 1637 nt
Organism: Anoplopoma fimbria (sablefish)
Lineage: Eukaryota; Metazoa; Chordata; Actinopteri; Perciformes; Anoplopomatidae
Product: alpha-1,3-galactosyltransferase 2-like
Exons: 5
Coding region: 348-1361 (337 amino acids)
Biological process (GO): carbohydrate metabolic process
Cellular component (GO): vesicle; Golgi apparatus; membrane
Molecular function (GO): hexosyltransferase activity
Source: RefSeq, a predicted model, not a curated record